Messenger RNA from Ostrea edulis (European flat oyster), 3664 nucleotides. Its product is annotated as mRNA (2'-O-methyladenosine-N(6)-)-methyltransferase-like. The annotation marks the transcript as partial. NCBI's taxonomy places the organism in Eukaryota, Metazoa, Mollusca, Bivalvia, Ostreida, Ostreidae. The transcript is spliced from 13 exons. Gene Ontology annotation, molecular function: mRNA (2'-O-methyladenosine-N6-)-methyltransferase activity; RNA polymerase II C-terminal domain binding. The record is from RefSeq and is a predicted model, not a curated record. Gene Ontology annotation, cellular component: nucleus.
UCUCCCCAGCCUAUGUCACCAGAUCCAGUACAUGAUUUGCCUAAUGAAUUGUUGCAAAUGGGAUGGAGAAGAUUCUGGAGCAAGAGAGAACAGAGACCAUAUUUCUUCAACAAAAAUACAAAUGAGUCUUUAUGGGAAAUGCCUCAUUUUCCAGGAAUGUCAUCACCACAGAACACCUUUCUAACAGACCCUUUGGGUAUUGGGGGAGAUGGCCCAACCCCUCAUCAUACAGAUGCUCGUCUUUCUCGGCCAAGCACUGAUAUUCCUCCUCCGCAGGUAGGAGAAAAGAGACGUGCAAGUAUGGAGGGUCUGGAAAGUCCCACAAAGAGGCCUGCGUUUACCUACAGCCCGUUUUGGAAUUUUGAUAUUCCAACUAAUGUAGUCAUGUUUGAGAGAGUUCCCUGCUGUUUGCCACCUCCAAUGCCAGAGGUUGAAAAGUUCCGAGUCCAGCUAGUGAGCAGACUGAGACAGCAGUACCAGGAACUCUGUCAUACACGAGAGGGUAUUGACGCACCAGUGGAGUCCUUUAAUCGCUGGUUGUUGGAGAGAAAGGUUUGUGAUCAUGGGAAGGACCCCAUGUUGCCAUCUCAGUGUACCCCAGAAAUUUCUCAGUCCAUGUACAGAGAAAUCAUGAAUGACAUUCCUGUUAAGCUUGUAAAGCCCAAGUUCACAGGAGAUGCUAGGAAACAGCUGUUCAAAUAUGCAGAGUCAGCCAAGAGAAUGAUUGAAACCAGGAGUGCGUCAUCAGAUAGCAGGAAGAUUGUGAAAUGGAAUGUGGAGGACACCAUUACAUGGCUGCGGAAACAAGUGUCGGCUUCAUAUGAGGACUAUUUGGAAAGACUUGCCCAUUUAAAGAGACAGUGUCAGCCUCACCUGACUGAGACAGCCAAGUCCUCCGUGGAGGGGAUCUGUUGUAAAAUGUACAAUAUGUCCUGUGAGAGUGUCCGCAAAAUCCACGAGUUCCACUGGCAGCAACUGAAGGAGCACGGAAUCAAGGAACCAGCCAAAUUCCCUGAUCCUAUCAAUCCCAGAAAAGUGAUGUGCUACCCUAUCCAGAUGUGUGUUCCGUGUCCCCGAUUAUCUACCGUGGAACUCAUGCAAGAGAAGGAGACACACACACUGAAAUGUAACGCAGAAGUUCUCAAAAUCAACAGUUCACAUUUCUGCAAACUGGAACAAUUAUACAAGUUAAAUUGUCGAGAUGAUCCCAGAUUUGACCACUUCCUUGGACGUGUCUGGUGUUUACUACGCAGAUAUCAUACACUAUUUGGCUACGGUGCAAAUGAGGGGUUUGGAUUACAGGGAGCGUUAUCUGUCUCAGUGUUUGAAUGUCUUCAUCGAGUGUUUGGUGUCACCUUUGAAUGUUUUGCUUCCCCACUCAAUUGUUAUUUUAAGCAGUAUUGUUCUGCAUUUGAGGAUACCGAUGGAUAUUUUGGAUCUCGUGGGCCUAUCCUAAACUUUAGACCUGUCAGUGGAUCAUUUGAAGCCAAUCCACCUUUCAGUGAGGAACUGAUGGAGGUCAUGGUGGACCAUUUUGAGAAUCUGCUGCGAGAGUCCAAAGAACCCCUGUCAUUUUGUGUGUUUAUCCCCGAGUGGCGAGACCCUCCAACCGAGGCUCUGAUGAGACUGGAGUCCAGCAGAUUUAAAAGAAAAUCUGUGGUGUUACCACCAUAUGAACAUGAGUAUCGUCAUGGUUUUCAGCACAUGUGUCCAAUGGAUGAUAUGAAUGUGAAAUCACUCCAUGGGACGCUCGUAGUGUUUCUGCAAAAUGAUAGUGGAUUUCAACGCUGGAAUCCUACACCGGAGAAAAUUAAGGAACUUCUUUUGGCUGCAAAACCAAAAGAUACUGUUGUUUGAUGUGUUGGUGAAAGUGACGAACAUUAGAUAGUGGAAUCGUACAUGCACAGGCCACUGACAAAGCUUGGUGUGGAUAAAGUGUAUUCAUUUGUUUUAUCAGUUCAGACCUUUAGUUUUGAGUUUAGUUUAGGUUCUGAAACUGUCAAGUUCCUGUGUAUGAGAUUUUUCCAAACGACUCGUUUGGCAGUUUGACUUGGUGCAUCUGGCCACAAAUCUGAAGCAUCCGUGUGAGACAAAGGCAGCUGAAUUCACGUUGACGCAGAAAAAGGGGCACCUGCUGGUUACUAUAGAAACAUCUCUCCAUUACCCACAAUCCUUAAGUAGCCACACCAGAGCUAUGAACAAACCCUUCAUUUGAUUUCAAUUUAGAAGAUUACUUUAGUGUUACAAACACAUAAAUUUUCAAUUCAUCAUAGUUUAAAUAUAUGUUUAUAUUGUUGUUUCUAUGAUAUAUAUAAUGUUGUACAUUUGCAUGUGUUUGUCUGAAAUCCACCUGGAAGAAAUGGAGGAUUCAUUGAAGUGAUCUCUGUUGUUAUUUAUGAAAAUUCUGGAUUUUGAGUUGGCCUUGUUUUGUUGUUUAUAACAAAUGUAGAUUUCUCUUGUUCAUAAGUUAUUGUCAUGAAAAUGUUUCUUUUCUGUUCUCGAGUUUUUUUUAUGCAUGCACCGACAUUUAAUUAAUUUGAUUUUAUACUAUUUUUACUAUUAAUAUUAAUGUGUCAUAUUUUUAAUCAAUAUUUAAAUUCUUGUUUUAUAUUAUACUUUGAAAGGUACUGACUGAAAUAGACAUCAUCAGAAUGACUGUGUUGUGAACUCUGCUCAGUCUCUAAUUAUAGGUGUGUAAAUGUAGUUGUAAUGUAUACAGAUUUAAAGUGCUUCUCGCGUAAACCGUCGUUUGUAUUGGAUGGGACUAUGGCAAUUUGUUAGUGUUGUUUUCAAAGUUUAUUCUCUAGUUUUUUAAAAUGGAAAUUUUAAUUACAUGUUCUACAACUCUCUUAACUUCUGUACUUACGGUUGGAAUCUGGCGUUGUACAUAAAGCAGUGUUUCAUACUUUUUGUUUGUACCGAGACCAGACAUUCUGAUCACCGCUAAUUUUAUGGAAGAAAAUUUUUACAGCUUCAUUGUCUUGUUAAACACUUGUGCAUGUUAAUCAAUGCAAGCAACAGAGUUUGCAGAAAUUCAUAUUUUAAAUAUUUAAUUUAAUGAGAGUCAUUGUAAAUGUUGUUUUAUUCCAAAGAUCACAGCUCCUGUAUGUAUUACUUGUACUAUCUGUCCGUGUUUUGCCACAAUUUAAUCAGAAGAGAGCAGCCCAUUAAUUAAACCAUGAAGACAGUAUACAUUAUGUUGAAAUUCAGUCACCAACAUCUUUUUGAUAGAUCUGUCAGAAGAGAAAUGGCGUCUAAAGCAAGUGAAAGUCAAUUUCUUUUGCCAAGACCAUUUUGAAAGUUAGAAUUAUAUUUUAUCAGUCUCUUGAAGUUGUAUAUUUAUAAAUAUAUAUUGUAAUAUAUAGACAUUAUAGGCCCUCUGUGUUAUUUGUUCCAUAGUAUGAAGAUUUGAUUGGAAACGAAAUGGAUGUAUAAUAAAAAAAAAAAAUCUAUUCUUUCCUAGAUUGUGACAUUAAUUUUUCAUUAUAAAUAAGCAUAUAUUUCAUGGAAGCGUCCACUUUUUUCAUUGAUACAAACGGAUAGAUUAUCAAAUAGUGGGUUUUGUUUUUUUUAAAUGUAGGGGAUUAAAGCAAUUGGUGUCAUUAUUUCAUGAAACGGUGGUUUACAAAUACUGUUGCCUUUAUAAAAAUAUGAAAGUGAUGAA